AUAAUAAUAAUAAUAAUAAUUCUGAUUGCCUGUUUUACUCCUUUUGAAUGUCAACCAUUUUGGUGUUUUAACCAAAAAAAAAAAACUCUUCACUUUUCCUUAGAAUUCCCUAAGUUGUUUCGUCCAAAUCUAAGCUUUUUGCCUGUAAACCAUACUUCUUCUUGUUAAAAUCGUGACUUUCUCUUAGGAACAGUUUCUUUUACUUUUUGGUGAUGGGGUGUUGGAGAUCCCUCUAUUUAGUAAUCAUCCUCCUGUUUUUUCCUGACAAUUGUAUAGCUAGUGUUCAGAAUAAAGGCAGACUGAAUCUGGGGUUUCAAGGGUCUCAAAUGACUUGGAUAGACAAUAAUGGGUUAAUUCUUGUUUCCAACAACUCCAAAUUCGCAUUUGGAUUUAACCCUACUAAAGAUGUUACCUUGUUCCUUCUUGUGGUCAUCCAUGUGAGUAGCUCUACCAUCGUUUGGUCAGCUAACAGAGGCUCCCCUGUUCGAAAUUUUGAUAACUUUGUCUUUGAUAAGACUGGAAAUGCUUACUUGCAAAGUGGGGGUAGGAAAUCAACAAUUUGGUCUUCUAAUACUGUUAACAAAGGAGUUUCUUUCAUGGAAUUAAGGGACUCAGGUAAUCUAAUUUUGGUUGGAAAUGAUGGUAACACCAUUAUUUGGGAAAGCUUCAGUCAUCCUGUUGAUACUCUCCUCUCAGCCCAGAAUUUCACUCAAGGAAUGAAGCUUGUAAGCAGUCCCAACAACAAUAACUUGAGCUAUUCACUUGAAUUUAAGUCUGGGGAUAUGCUUCUUUCUGCAAGUUUCCAGCCUCCACAGCCUUAUUGGGCUAUGGGGAAAGAUGAACGAAAGACCAUCAAUCAAGUUGGAGGAGAUGUCACUUCAGCAGUUCUUGAUGGAAAUUCUUGGAAAAUAUAUAAUCAGAAGAGGGUGCUGCUCUGGCAGUUUAUAUUCCCUGAUAAUAAAGAUGCCACAAAUGCCACACGAAUGGCUCUUCUUGGAGAAGAUGGUUACAUAACUUUUAGCAUUCUUCUAGACGAUUCCAUUGUUGCCUCUGGGACAAGAAUUCCACAAGAUGAAUGCAGCAGGCCAUCUUCUUGUGAUCCAUAUUUCAUUUGUUAUAGUGGUAACAAGUGCCAGUGCCCAUCAGCCCUUCCAUCCUGCAAACCUCAGAGUGCUUCCUUCUGCAAUAAACAUGUGCAGCUUGUAGAUGCUGGGGAUGGUCUUGGCUAUUUUGCACUUGGCUUUGUUUCUCCCUCUCCUAAAACUGAUUUAAAUGCUUGCAAAGCUUCUUGCCUUGGCAAUUGCUCAUGUGCUGCAAUGUUCUUUGAUAGCUCUUCAGGGAAUUGUUUUAUGUUUGACCAAAUAGGAAGUUUACAAGGUUCGAUUAAUGGAGCUGGUUUCAAGUCAUAUAUUAAAGUUUCAGCUAGCCAGGAGAAUGGGGAUAGUGGUGAAGGUGGAGGUGGGAAGGGAAGAUUACCUAUUAUCUUUGGUAUUGUCAUUUCUACAGCUCUUGUCAUUCUUGGCCUAAUAUAUUGUGGUAUCCGUUGUCAGAGGAUAAAGAACAACAAGUUGCCAGAUUCUGCAAGGGGGAGUUCAGAAGAAGACAAUUUCUUGGACGGCCUAUCAGGGAUGCCAAUUCGUUUUAGCUACAAAGAACUUCAGAAUGCAACUAAUAAUUUCUCAAUAAAACUUGGGCAAGGAGGGUUUGGUUCAGUUUACCAAGGGGUUCUUCCAGAUGGGACUAGACUUGCUGUGAAGAAAUUGGAAGGCAUUGGUCAGGGAAAGAAAGAAUUUCGAGCAGAAGUUAGUAUUAUAGGCAGCAUCCAUCAUCUUCAUCUGGUGAGACUGAGAGGCUUUUGUGCUGAAGGAACACACAGGCUUCUGGCUUAUGAAUACAUGGCAAAUGGCUCUUUAGAGAAGUGGCUUUUUAAGAAGAAGAAGGAAUUCAUGUUGGACUGGGAUACAAGAUAUAAUAUUGCAGUUGGUACAGCAAAAGGCCUAGCUUACCUCCACGAGGACUGUGAUGUAAAAAUUGUGCAUUGCGACAUCAAACCUGAAAAUGUGCUUCUUGAUGAUCAUUUCCUCGCCAAGGUCUCAGAUUUUGGCCUUGCUAAGCUGAUGAGCAGAGAGCAGAGCCAUGUUUUCACUACUAUGAGGGGUACAAGAGGGUAUCUCGCACCAGAAUGGAUCACAAAUUAUGCCAUAUCAGAGAAAAGUGAUGUUUUCAGUUAUGGGAUGGUUUUGCUUGAGAUAAUUGGAGGUAGGAAGAAUUAUGAUCCUUCAGAAAGUUCGGAGAAAUCCCAUUUUCCCUCAUAUGCCUUUAAGAUGAUGGAAGAGGGGAAAUUGAAAGACCUUAUCGAUAGGAACUUAAAAGUUGAAGAAGAAGACGAGAGGGUCUCCGCAGCAAUUAAAGUUGCUUUGUGGUGUAUACAGGAUGACACGUCUCUCAGGCCAUCCAUGGCUAAGGUUGUGCAAAUGCUGGAAGGACUCUGCCAUGUCCCUUCACCACCAGUUGCUUCUCAAAUGGGGUCACGACUUUUUUCAAGUUUCUUGAAAUCACUAAGUGGGGAGGGUACUUCAUCAGGCACCUCUGCACCAUCAGACUGCAACAGUGAUGCUUAUCUUUCAGCUGUUCGGCUAUCAGGUCCACGAUAGCAUUUGGAGGAAGCAUGGAAGUAGUCAUUCAAGGGCUGUUGUAGAUGAUUGACAGAUGAUGAAAUUUGUGUUUGGGGUUGUGCUUAAACCCGAUGAUGGCAACGAAGGUAGAUUUGGUAGAGAAUGAUUUGGAUCUUGAGAUGGAUUUCUUAACAGUGUAAUUAAAUACUGAUUGAAAAAUUUGCAGUGCAAGAAAGUUUUAAAUUAAAGUUUUGAUCCAAAGAAAGAGAGAUGAUGACGAAAUGAGUCUAUUUUUUGGUAUACUUUGAUGGUGAGUUUUUUGAAUGUAUGAUGAUUCUUUGUAAUUUUGUUAUGGUGGCAAUGUUUAUGGAUGAUUCCAAUCGUGAA
Molecule: messenger RNA, 3002 nt
Organism: Capsicum annuum
Lineage: Eukaryota; Viridiplantae; Streptophyta; Magnoliopsida; Solanales; Solanaceae
Product: G-type lectin S-receptor-like serine/threonine-protein kinase SD2-5
Exons: 2
Coding region: 213-2654 (813 amino acids)
Biological process (GO): protein phosphorylation
Molecular function (GO): ATP binding; protein serine/threonine kinase activity
Source: RefSeq, a predicted model, not a curated record